ACCCACCUCCGGGCGGGGACCGGAAGUGCAGCCGCUUCCGCCGGGCGCCGCGGAGCUGAGGGACGCGCGGAGAUGACGCAGGCAGCACCGGAAGCCGCUCCCCAGUGAGGCUGUGGACCAGGAGCGGCGGCCGCAGGUCCAGGCGCCAUGGCUGCGGAGCGGACCCGGCCGCUGCGAGGCUCUGGCGGCCCGAGCGUGCCUAGUAGCUGUGAACCCGGCGCGAGGUCCCGGGCCCCGGGGCGCUCGCUCAGGUAAAAUUUUCCAUAACCUUAUGGAGAGAAAGGACUUUGAGACAUGGCUUGAUAACAUUUCUGUUACAUUUCUUUCUCUGACGGACUUGCAGAAAAAUGAAACUCUGGAUCACCUGAUUAGUCUGAGUGGGGCAGUCCAGCUCAGGCAUCUCUCCAAUAACCUAGAGACUCUCCUCAAGCGGGACUUCCUCAAACUCCUUCCCCUGGAGCUCAGUUUUUAUUUGUUAAAAUGGCUCGAUCCUCAGACUUUACUCACAUGCUGCCUCGUCUCUAAACAGUGGAAUAAGGUGAUAAGUGCCUGUACAGAGGUGUGGCAGACUGCAUGUAAAAAUUUGGGCUGGCAGAUAGAUGAUUCUGUUCAGGACGCUUUGCACUGGAAGAAGGUUUAUUUGAAGGCUAUUUUGAGAAUGAAGCAACUGGAGGACCAUGAAGCCUUUGAGACCUCAUCAUUAAUUGGACACAGUGCCAGAGUGUAUGCACUUUACUACAAAGAUGGACUUCUCUGUACAGGGUCAGAUGACUUGUCUGCAAAGCUGUGGGAUGUGAGCACAGGGCAGUGCGUUUAUGGCAUCCAGACCCACACUUGUGCAGCGGUGAAGUUUGAUGAACAGAAGCUUGUGACAGGCUCCUUUGACAACACUGUGGCUUGCUGGGAAUGGAGUUCCGGAGCCAGGACCCAGCACUUUCGGGGGCACACGGGGGCGGUAUUUAGCGUGGACUACAAUGAUGAACUGGAUAUCUUGGUGAGCGGCUCUGCAGACUUCACUGUGAAAGUAUGGGCUUUAUCUGCUGGGACAUGCCUGAACACACUCACCGGGCACACGGAAUGGGUCACCAAGGUAGUUUUGCAGAAGUGCAAAGUCAAGUCUCUCUUGCACAGUCCUGGAGACUACAUCCUCUUAAGUGCAGACAAAUAUGAGAUUAAGAUUUGGCCAAUUGGGAGAGAAAUCAACUGCAAGUGCUUAAAGACAUUGUCUGUCUCUGAGGAUAGAAGCAUCUGCCUGCAGCCAAGACUGCAUUUUGAUGGGAAAUACAUUGUCUGCAGUUCAGCACUUGGUCUCUACCAGUGGGACUUUGCUAGUUAUGAUAUUCUCAGGGUCAUCAAGACACCUGAGAUAGCAAACUUGGCCUUGCUUGGCUUUGGAGAUAUCUUUGCCCUGCUAUUUGACAACCGCUACCUGUACAUCAUGGACUUGCGGACAGAGAGCCUGAUUAGUCGCUGGCCUCUGCCAGAGUACAGGAAGUCAAAGAGAGGCUCAAGCUUCUUGGCAGGCGAAGCAUCCUGGCUGAAUGGACUGGAUGGGCACAAUGACACGGGCUUGGUCUUUGCCACCAGCAUGCCUGACCACAGUAUUCACCUGGUGUUGUGGAAGGAGCACGGCUGACACCAUGAGCCACCACCGCUGACUGACUUUGGGUGCCGGGGCUGCGGGUUUUGGGUGCAACCUCUUUGGCAGCCGACUGCAUGAACCAAAGUUCUCACCUAAUGGUAUCAUCACGCAGUGCACAAUCAUUUAUCUAUGUUUGCCAGGGGCCAGGGCUCGGGGUGGGGGAGGGCUUGUUUUAUUGACAUACAACGCAGCAUGCUUAAUGGGGUACACCAUUGACUUCAUUUGUACUUAGUUAAGUUGGUCAGUGUAAGAGGAUGCAUUUUGGGUUCAUCUUUCUUGAGUGGAGUAUUGGUUUUAAGUAAAGAAAGUUAAAUGAUCCAUUAAUCUGCUAAUUGGUUGCCUAUGAAAUCACAUUGUGUGUUAUUAAAGCUUUUUACCAUAGCCUUUUUUUCUUUUGAAGUUGAAGCAAAGGUGCUAUGAUGUUGUUACAGCAACUUUUCUUACACGGGGUUUAGCUUUUAUAAGAGCCACUAUUAAAACUUCCACCAAAUACCAGUUCUAAAGAAAGUCUGUCUUCCAGUGCAAAUCUGAUUCUGUAAAUUGAUUGUUAGCAACUCAUUCUAAACCUUAUGUCUUGGCAGAGUCAAGGUUGGCCAUGUUUAAGAUGUGAGCAAGUUCUGUAAUUAUUGUUUUCAUGUUGGGGAAGCUAGUCCCUGACAGCCUGGAUGACUGCACAGCCGUGCCCUGGUAUAGUAGAAAAGAGCAGUGAGCUGGAAGGUUAGAGACCGGGCCUGUUACCCAGGAACUCUGCAGCCUCUCUGGGUCCCAGCUUCCUUGUCUGCACAGCCAAGUAUUAAGCUCAGUGAUUUCUAAGAUUCUUUCUGGUCCUUCACCUACUGAAAUGUGUAAAAGUUGGUAAUGCAUUUUUGUCUGAUCCCUGAUUCAUGAUUUCUUUCCGGCAGGAUAAUAUUUAAAUGAAAUGACUGAUAAAAAGUUUUCUGUAAGAACAUCAAUUAUAUGAAAAGGACGAAUAGAAGGGAAAUGUAGAAAAUAUAACUGAUUCCACUUAGACAGUUUAAGUAAUUGGUUGAAGAAAUGCUGAUAGAAGCCAUGGUUUAAAUAGGGACACAGUAUGCUAUAUUAGAAGGAUACCUGAACCCAAUUUAACUUCCUUCUUUGCCUCUAACUUAAUCUGCAGCUUCAGGCAGAUUAACUUUCUCUUCUAAUACCAUCAUUUUCUUCAUUUUUUAAAUGAGGGAAUUGUCCUAGAUUAGGGCUCACACACCCAAAUGCCUAAGGGAGCCAUGCCGGUAACAUAAAUGAGUAAAACGUUCUGGGGAGGAUUGUGCUGUCCCCUGGAAAGUUGAUAUAAUAGGGCAGUUAUUCAGCUCUGUUUUAUCAUUAGGAGAAAGAAGCCCAGUGUUGGCAGGUCUUCAGAUUGUUUCAGGAGGAGCUAGAAAUCCAGAUUUUUAUUUGAAAUCCUGGAUUUUUAAAACGUUACAACUGAUUAAAGAAAAUUUAAAAUAAGGUGAGCCAAACAAAACAUGUCCCUGGGCUGCCAGUUUGUGUUGUCCUCCCUCUCUAAAGGUAGGUAAUUUUGUGGUUCAGCAGUGGUAAUGUUUGUUAGUGGCCACAAUCAGGGAGAGAGUAGAGGGAGCAAGCAGUAGAAAAAUCUCAGCCACUCUUCAGCUGUCUUCCCUUGUAUUACAAGGGUGGUGGGGAGGGACAUAUUUCAUUCACAGACCAACAGGAAGGUAGUUUGAAGAUGAACAUAAGAAUUGGAACCUCAGUGAUAGCUUAUGUCUGGGAACAUGAGCUUCUUGCUGACUCCAGUAUAAAGCAUAUCCAUCUUACAGGUGAGAAAAAGUGUUGCUAGCAGAGCUGAGAAUGAUGUAAACUCUAGGGUGGGGACCUGUCUCUUCCAGAAUCUGCAUUAGUAUAGAGCCAGACUGUGGACCUCUGAGUGCUGUGAAGUUGAUAGAAAUUAAUGGUGGAUUUCAAGGACAGGUAUCAUUAAUAUCCAUGUUGAAACUCUGUGGGGUUUAAGCAAAGGGACAAUAUCUUCCCCCAUCCCACAAAAUCUGGGUUUAAUCCAUCUCACAUCUGUGCAUGAGCUCUGCUUAGUACUCCUAGAAAUAGAACCAGAAUCGCAACUGAAUCUGUUUUGCAGAAGCCCCAGGAGACUUUGGGCAAUGAUGAGGGUAAAUGACUUUUUACUUUAUUAUUUCUUAUUUUGAAAUGGAGUUUCGCUCUUAUUGCCCAGGCUGGAGUGCAAUGGCACGAUCUUGGCUCACUGCAACCUCCGCCUCCCGGGUUCAAGUGAUUCUCUUGCCUCAGCCUCCCAAGUAGCUGGGAUUACAAGCGUCCACCACCACACCCAGCUAAUUUUUAUAUUUUUAUUAGAGACAAGGUUUUACCAUGUUGGCCAGACGGGUCUCGAACUCCUGACAUAAGGUCAUCCACCCGCCUUGGCCUCCCAAAGUGCUGCGAUUACAGCCGUGAGCCACCGCGCCUGGCUGAGUUUUUACUUUUUAUCAAGCCUGAACAGGUAACUGUUACUGAUCUAAUGCCCAUCCCCACCCCACCUCACUCUCAGAUCUAUCCAAUAGCUUCAAAGAGCAAGUAAUUAAAAUUAUUUGUGGGAAAAGUUUUAUUAAAGUGACAAACUUGAAGCUGUAUAUAGUGUGUUCUAUUUCAGUUUUUAGUGGUGAAUAUAGAAGUCAUCAAGGUGGUACUUGGUGCCGCUGGAAUUUUUUUUUUUUCCUAGGCAGUGUUGCUCUGUUAUACAGUAGGGUGGAGUGCAGUAGCAUCAUCAUGCAGCUGGAUUUUGACAGCAGAACUUUGGGCAGUAAUUGGAGUCCUAAUGUCUAUUCUUCCUUAUGGAGGCCUUUAUUUGGCCUGAGAUUUUAUUUAACUGCUUUAUAGAUGCUGGAUAUAUUCGUACUGUCGCCAGUUAUAAAAAUGGAAAACUAGCUCAUCCUUUUUGCAAAAGAAAGCCAAGUGGGGAGUCAGAGUGAGAAGUGGGUAGGGGAUAACUAAAACUAUUAUUUACUCUCCUUUUAUUGCCUUUGAGAACUAGCUCAUGCACACACGGACUUUGGCUUCCUUAGUGCAUAGGGAAGGGAAUUGCCUUUCCCUCUUUUGUGAAUAUUCUCAUUUCCGAAAAAUUCUAAGUCAUGAGAAGAUAAGCCCCAUCCUUUCUUACAAGGAUUGGAUUUCUUGGGUGGCACUGUGGUGUGGUGGAAGCAAGGGGCUUCUCUCAGGUUCAUAAAGGCCAUCAUAACAACUUCGGGCUUCAUGGUGUGGACAGGGAUCCAGGAGAGCUGAGUGGAUGUGUGACGUUUCUAGUACAUUCUGUCAUCAUUCCAAAGGAAUGUAGUUUCCUCCAGCUCCAUUAUUUGAAGUAAAACACAUUGCCAAAUCUGACUCUAACCUGACAUUUUACACCUAUUGGAGAAAUAGGAAGAAAGCCCCUCCAGUGGAAGGACUGGACUUGGAAGAAGUUCUGCAGGAAGGUGCAUGCAAUUGGAUAGCUGUUCGUGAGUAAAACGUGGGCAACAUUGCUAUUGAAUUGUAAGGUUUGCACUUCAUUUUUCGUAGUUUAAAAAUUGCUGUGUUCUGGCUGUUGAAAACACUUGGUGAGGUUUGAAUGAGGAUUAUAUAAUCGUUCUAGUAUUCAUAGAAAAAUGAUUAUGGCUCUCCAUUUGUAAAACAAAAGAAAUACUUUCGGAAACAGUAUUUUAGACCUGAAGAAAUUGUUUGUAUUAGGUUAGGCAUUUUGAUCUAACAGAAUCAGCUAAGGAUAGUGGAUCCUGGCUUUACGCAUUUCUCUGACCAAACCCAGCUGGCAACUUGAAGUUGUUAUGGUGUGGCUUCCAGGUUGCCUAGAGGUGAAUCCUACCGACAUCACUUUUUUGUUUGUUUGUUUUUUGAGACAGAGUCUUGCUCUGUCCACAGGCUGGAGUUCAGUGGCACGAUCUCAGUUCACUGCAACCUUAGCCUCCUGGGUUCAAGCGAUUCUCCUGCCUCAGCCUCCCAAGUAGCUGAGACUAGAGGCGCAUGCCACCACACCCAGCUAAUUUUUGUGUUUUUAGUAGAGACGAGGUUUCACUACAUUGGCCAGGAUGGUCUCGAUGUCUUGACCUCGUGAUCCGCCCACCUUGGCCUCCCAAAGUUCUGGGAUUACAGGCAUGAGCCACUGCACCCAGCCCCAACAUCACUUUUAUAGCUUUCUGUGCCUCCUUCUGUGGGCCUUGGUGUAUGAAGCCACUUGCCUUUCUCUGUAGGGAAGUGGGCAGAAUCAGAUUACUACUCAUGAUGCAGUCUGGUCAGGGCAUACUGUCACCUUUGCCUGUGGACACAGUUGUCAGGAUAGGGGAGAAGCCCUUUAGGUCUGUCUUCUUGACACAGCCCUCCUACGUGGUUAUGCUGGUGCUUUUGCUUGGUUUAAGACAACCAAGACCCUUGAGAAUUACGCUGUCCUCAGAUGGAGUGUCUGAUGAAAAGAACAGAUUCACUUUUUUGACAAAAUGCCCAUUAGCCAUCUUUGGCAGUGUCGCUAAUCAAAGGUUCCCCAUGCCUGCUCUAGGAAAGUAAACUUUUUUCGGAAUAAAUCCUCAGAUGGAUUACUGAGUAGUCUUUGCACCACUCCCAUCAGCCUCAUCAGACUGAAUGGUCACGCUCAGUGCAAAAAGUUGUUUUGCUGUCAGGAUGUUUCAGUGUUUCUGGUCUUCCCUGGAACAGUUCAGUUGUUUAGUAAUUCAAUCCUGACCAGUGUAAACCCACUUAAUUACUGCAGCCUAAAGAAUUCAGCUACUUCUAUUCUUCAUAAAUGUGCCCAACCAAGUAAAGAUGUGUUUUUAAUAUUCAACCCUGGAAAAUUACUAAUUCAGAUGAUAAAAGCUCAUUAUGUUUUGGCGUCUUUGUACUCAGAUGGUGAGCAGGCAUAUUUCACUGAUUUGGACUUAGUGUACUUGAUGAGAAUGCUCAGAUUGAAGAGAGAGUUCUGUCACCAAUCCAACAUCUAUAGCAAUGCGGAAAAAGUAGUCAACUCAUAUUUCACUAAUUUGAUGUAUGUUGUGAUUUAGAGGGCGUGAGAUAAAGUUUAUAUUUGAACUGUGUGGGGUAGGCAGAAGAAGGGAUUGCUUAAGCAAAUAGUGGAGUGAUUGUGGAACAAGAUGUCUCUAAGAUGAGAAGUUAUUUUCUUGCAUCAUCGAAGCACUCUUUUUACCCAUAAGUGAUUGUGCUAACUAUAAAUCAUUUAUAUCUGUACGUUAAAGGAGAUUCUCUCAAGUAGGCAAAUUUGGUUAGCCAAGUCCAAAUUAUUGUUUGUACUUGAAAGUAAUAAAGCUGCAUCUCCUUAAAAAUA
Molecule: messenger RNA, 6950 nt
Organism: Rhinopithecus roxellana (golden snub-nosed monkey)
Lineage: Eukaryota; Metazoa; Chordata; Mammalia; Primates; Cercopithecidae
Gene: FBXW2
Product: F-box and WD repeat domain containing 2
Exons: 8
Coding region: 272-1636 (454 amino acids)
Molecular function (GO): protein binding
Source: RefSeq, a predicted model, not a curated record